UUUUUUCUUUUGCCUCCGGGUGUUAUAUAUGUAUGUGUAUCAGUAUAUGUAUAUAUAUUGGCUUGUGUGAGAACAAGUCAGGAACAUGAUUGCAUGCAUAAAAGAAAACAAAUGUUGAUGUUCAUGCUUCCUUGUUAUUUUACACUGCCGACACCAACGCAUGCAAACACAUAUCUCCAUAUGAAUCAAAUAUGAAUUCGUGUCGGACAAUUGAUACUCGGAUAUGAGUAUUGACACUCCGAUACUUAUUAUUUUACAUCACACUCGGAUUGUCCGUAUUCAUGUUAGACAGUUUUAACGGAGUCCAGAUAACAUAGCUUUAUAAUCGAUACUCGGACACGUAUCCAUGUUAGGCCUUUUGAUAUGAACGGGUGAGGUUCACGUUCACCCAGUGAUCCUCUAUCAGUUUGAGAGAGACUUAAAGACAUGAUUACUUUUCAGUUAGCAGUAUGUACAAGGUAAUGUGAUGGCCACAUUACAAUUUCCGAAUCAUCAAAUUUCAUUGUAAGCCCGAUUUGAUAUAGACAUCUAUGGUAACUAUUGAUCAACAUGUUCUAUACAUACCACGCAUAAAUGUGGUAAUGGAAUGUAGCUAUUGAAUCCACUAUCCAAAAAAGUGUGUCUGCAAGAUUCUCUGCUUUCUCACUUAACAUUUACAUGGAAAUAUUGUUUCAGUUUUUCCUUUCAACAGUUGGAUUCUAAAGUAGUUGAUACUGUACCAUAUUUGGACAAUACCUAAAUGUCACAAACACAUAUGUCCAUCUUUUGUAGUAGCACUGUAUGAAUACGUGCAUAAGCUCAGUGGCGGAAUCAGGAUUUCAAAAUAGCGGUCUGGACUCGUCUAAAUAUUUUAGUCAGGACUAAUAAUUUCCUUCUCACUAGUGUUUUUAAGUCGUGAUUAAAAAUUAAGGUGUUGGAGCGGGGUCAGCCCAAGCCUGGUUCCGCGAGUUCAAGGUGAACAUCAUUUGUUUGUGACAGGGGAAUCUUACCCGCUACUGAUUGGUUUCAGUUACAAGUUGUGGUCAACCAGUCAACCUAGUUAAUUAUAUAAAGCAUGUUAUUUGGUGUUUUUAGUUGCUUUCUUCCUGGAAAUAUAAUUAAGGUGUGGUUAAGGAAUAAUUAGGACAGUAGGUGGAGUAAUUAUAUAAGUGGAAUGUGUGUCUCAGUGUCUGUGUAAUGUAUUGACACUGAAAGCUCCCAAGUGCAUUACAGCAGAGAAGUGGAUGAGACUUGUUAUAAUUCAUCUCCUCGGACUGAUUAAAGGAUAGUUUGUGUGGGGCUCCAACCAUGAUGAAGUUAAUCUUAAGGACAAAAGUUCAAGUGCAUGCUUAAUGUAGUUGUUGGUGUUUCAAGAAGAUCAGUAGAAUAGCCUAAAACGAUGAAGUUCAUGAAACUGGGAACAAGACCAGAUGCAUUCUACACAGAAGAAGCAGCCAGGAAGAUAACUUCAGAUAUACCAAGCAAUCUCACAGUACUGAUUGACGACAUCAGUUAUCAUGUCCAUACGCUGCAGUUUGUGCUUCUUCCAAAGUGUGGCCUUCUACAACGACUCUGUUCAUCACAUGCCAGAGAUUCUGACAAUGUCAUGGUACUGGAGCUUCAUGAGAUCCCUGGAGGGGUAGAUGCUUUCGAGCUGUGUGCCAAGUUUUGCUAUGGAAUCACGACCAAUUUUAGUGCACACAACAUUGUUUCUGCACUUUGUGCUGCUCACUUUCUUCAAAUGACUGAAUCAGUUGAAAAAGGAAAUUUUGCUUUAAAACUCGAGAUAUUUUUCAGUUCAUGUAUUCUUGAAGGCUGGAAAGAUUCAAUUGUCGUUCUGCAGACUACUGGAAGGUUGUCAGAGUGGUCAGAAAACCUUGGAAUCAUCAGAAGGUGCAUCGAUUCUAUUGUGGACAAAAUACUGACACCGCCAUCGAAGGUCACAUGGCCCUAUACUUAUACCAGACCAGGGUAUUCAGAAAAGAGGCACCAGAAUGUCCCUAAGGAUUGGUGGACUGAGGACAUAAGUGAGGUUGACAUAGAUUUGUUCAGAUGCAUUAUAACGACAGUAAGGUCAGCAAAUAUGCUGCCUCUACAACUAAUUGGCGAGGCUUUGCAUGUCUAUGCCUGCUGUUGGCUACCAGAUAUUAAAAAAAUUAAUCCUACAGCAACUUCAAAUUCUCAAAGUGAAGAAUCUUUAGAUAGAAAAAGAAGAAUACUUGUAAGCAUUGCGAGCAUGAUUCCAGAACAGAGAGGAUCUGUUUCAGUUGGAUUCCUGCUCAGGCUCUCAAGUAUGGUAAAGUUUCUUGGAGUUUCUCCAGCAAUAAAGGCAGAACUUAUAAAGAGGUCAAGCCUUCAGCUCGAGGAUGCAGCAUUGGAUGAUUUGUUGCUACCAUCCCACUCUCCUUCUGCAGAAGAUACACACUUUUAUGACAUUAACUUGGUUGGAGCGGUAUUAGAGAGUUACUUGAGGGAAUGGAAGAGACAAUGUAAUGCAGGAAGUACACGAUAUCAAAGAUCAAUUACGAAGGUUGGAAAACUCAUUGAUUUAUAUCUACAGCUAAUAGCAAGAGAUGUAAACACACCAGUACAGAAGUUCUUGUGGCUUGCAGAAGCGCUACCUGAAAUUUCAAGGCCCAACCAUGAUGAACUUUACAAGGCCAUUAACAUUUAUCUAGAGGAGCAUCCUGAGCUAAGCAAGCAGGAGAAGAAGAAAUUAUGUCGCAUCUUAGACUGCCAGAGAUUGUCACCGGAGGUAUGUGCUCAUGCUGUUAAAAAUGAGCGGCUGCCAUUAAGAACAGUUGUGCAACUUUUAUUCUUUGAACAAGAGAGAGCUGGCAUGGCAACAAGUAGUGACAAUAUCAAAAAGCAAGAGGAGGACGAGCAGGAGCUUCGUCCUCCUACUGCUGCAAGACAACAAACACCAGCCUCUGCCUCCGCAGCACAUGAAUUAAGCAAAUUGAAAUUGGGCCCCUCGAGAAAACUCAGUGAAGUGGAGAGCACUAGAAGUAGUACUCCUGGCAUCAGGAAGGCAAGUGAAAAGCUCCUAGAACACAGUACUUCAGGGAAGGUCACUGCAAGAAGUAGUAAAACUCCUGGCACUGGUGAAAAAAGUGAACAUCAGAAAAUGAGAAUCCGGGAUCAGAGGUUGCCAGUUGAACUUAAAGAGAAGAUGAUCAUAGAACAAGUCCAAGAAAGAAACGUAGAGAUCGGACAAGGAACUCAUGGUAAUGGAUUUGAACCCAAGAAGACAAUGCCUAGAAGACAGAGAUAACUAUGUUGAUCAAUGCAUCUGCAGUUGGAUGAAUGCUGACGUUCGCCAGAAGAAAGGACAAGUCAUUAAGCAUGCACAAUAAUCUGCGUAACCUUCUAAAUAGCAUUUCAAAAGUAGAGAAACAUAUAUAGUAGAUUUAUGUUAUAUGCUUAAACAUACAUGUAUCUGGAAAAUAUUUGUUUUACUCUCUA
Molecule: messenger RNA, 3444 nt
Organism: Daucus carota subsp. sativus
Lineage: Eukaryota; Viridiplantae; Streptophyta; Magnoliopsida; Apiales; Apiaceae
Product: BTB/POZ domain-containing protein At5g47800
Exons: 6
Coding region: 1379-3253 (624 amino acids)
Molecular function (GO): protein binding
Source: RefSeq, a predicted model, not a curated record